Molecule: messenger RNA, 1452 nt
Organism: Oppiella nova
Lineage: Eukaryota; Metazoa; Arthropoda; Arachnida; Sarcoptiformes; Oppiidae
Source: the annotation of a GenBank genome assembly
AUGGCUGUCGGAAAGAACAAGGGUUUGGCGAAAGGAGGCAAAAAGGGCGUGAAGAAGAAGAUCGUGGAUCCGUUCACUCGUAAGGAGUGGUAUGACGUGAAGAGUCCGUCGAUGUUUUCGGUGCGAAAUGUGGGCAAAACUCUGGUGAACAAGACUCAGGGCACGAGAAUCGCUUCCGAGGGACUCAAGGGUCGCGUCUUCGAGUGCUCGUUGGCUGACCUCCAGAACGAUGAGAUCGCGUACAAGAAGUUCCGACUCAUCGCAGAGGAAGUCCAGGGGAGGAUCGUAUUGACCAACUUUCAUGGCAUGGAUUUGACAACUGAUAAGUUGCGCUCAAUGGUCAAGAAGUGGCAGACCCUCAUUGAGGCUAAUGUGGACGUCCGCACCACCGAUGGCUAUCUGUUGCGCUUGUUUUGCAUCGGAUUCACCAGAAAAUGGCAAAACCAGGUGAAGAAGACCUCGUACGCACAGCACACGCAAGUGAGACAAAUCCGCAAACGUAUGACUGACACCAUUCAGCGUGAAGUCUCCUCCAGCGACCUCAAGGAAGUGGUCAACAAAUUGAUCCCCGACUCGAUCGCUAAAGACAUCGAGAAGUCGUGUCAAUCGAUAUACCCUUUGCAUGACGUGAUGAUCAGGAAAGUGAAGGUUUUGAAGAAACCUAAGUUUGAUUUGGGAAAACUGCUCGAAAUCCACGGCGAGACCACUAAAGGCACUGCCGCUCCCGUGGCCCCCGGAGAGGAGCCCAUGAAAGUGGACAGACCUGAGGGAUACGAACCACCCGUUCAGGAGAGUCCUUNCAAGACUCAGGGCACGAGAAUCGCUUCCGAGGGACUCAAGGGUCGCGUCUUCGAGUGCUCGUUGGCUGACCUCCAGAACGAUGAGAUCGCGUACAAGAAGUUCCGACUCAUCGCAGAGGAAGUCCAGGGGAGGAUCGUAUUGACCAACUUUCAUGGCAUGGAUUUGACAACUGAUAAGUUGCGCUCAAUGGUCAAGAAGUGGCAGACCCUCAUUGAGGCUAAUGUGGACGUCCGCACCACCGAUGGCUAUCUGUUGCGCUUGUUUUGCAUCGGAUUCACCAGAAAAUGGCAAAACCAGGUGAAGAAGACCUCGUACGCACAGCACACGCAAGUGAGACAAAUCCGCAAACGUAUGACUGACACCAUUCAGCGUGAAGUCUCCUCCAGCGACCUCAAGGAAGUGGUCAACAAAUUGAUCCCCGACUCGAUCGCUAAAGACAUCGAGAAGUCGUGUCAAUCGAUAUACCCUUUGCAUGACGUGAUGAUCAGGAAAGUGAAGGUUUUGAAGAAACCUAAGUUUGAUUUGGGAAAACUGCUCGAAAUCCACGGCGAGACCACUAAAGGCACCGCCGCUCCCGUGGCCCCCGGAGAGGAACCCAUGAAAGUGGACAGACCUGAGGGAUACGAACCACCCGUUCAGGAGAGUGUCUGA